Penaeus indicus is the source of this 509-nucleotide messenger RNA. Its product is annotated as shematrin-like protein 1. Lineage: Eukaryota; Metazoa; Arthropoda; Malacostraca; Decapoda; Penaeidae. The coding region runs from base 15 to 458 and encodes 147 amino acids. The record is from RefSeq and is a predicted model, not a curated record. The transcript has 2 exons.
AUCGCAAAAGCAAGAUGAAAUUCUUGGUGGUAGUGCUCCUGGCGGCCCUUGCUUGCGCUUCUUCAGUCGAGAAGCGAGAGGCGGACGCCGACCCUAGUCUCUCUCUCUACGGACGUGGUUAUGGUUCCCCUAGCUAUUACCGAGGUUACGGCUACCCAUACAGCUAUGGCUUCCGUCACAAGAGAUCUGCUAAUCCUGAACCCGAAGCUGAUGCAGAGCCUUCCUACUUGUACAAUCACUACCGCCCCUACUCUGUAGGCCAUAGCUACGUUCGACCUUACUCUUACGGUUAUCCCUACGGCCACUCCCACGCCCUCCACAAGAGGUCGGCCGAACCAGAAGCUGAAGCCUCCUUUAUUCACCCGCACUCCUACUCCUACACCCACACCGCUCCUGUGGUCACCUAUGGUUAUCCCUAUACCUACGGGUAUGGCUACCCCAGGGGCUACGGAUAUUAACACUAAAAACAGACUUCGUUCUUGCAUCACUUGUUGCCAGGAUGCAAUAAA